CAACUGUCAUGGCUAUUCCGUUUGUCAUGUUGGCACAUGGCAAGUCAAAGUCAAAUAUAUAAAUUUUGUGAGAUUUUCACUGUAUAGGGAACAAUAAAACCAGAAAGUGGUAGAAAAGUAAUUAAGUUUACCUGAAUCACCCAGAACGACUACUUUCACUUUCUCAAUCGCAGCCAUUUCAUAUUUCAAAAUACGCUAGAUAGAUACCUAUUAUGACGGAAGAACGUCUGGUCACGGAGGUGCCCAGUAGUUUGAAACAACUUGCAAGACUUGUAGUGCGUGGCUUUUAUACAAUAGAAGACGCUCUCAUUGUCGAUAUGCUGGUAAGAAACCCCUGUAUGAAAGAAGACGAUAUAUGUGAACUUUUAAAAUUUGAAAGGAAGAUGUUACGUGCUCGAAUAGCAACCUUAAAAAAUGAUAAGUUCAUUCAAGUUAGACUAAAAAUGGAAACAGGACCUGAUGGGAAAGCACAAAAGGUUAAUUAUUAUUUCAUAAAUUAUAAAACAUUUGUGAAUGUGGUCAAGUACAAAUUAGACCUUAUGCGCAAGCGCAUGGAAACAGAAGAGCGUGACGCCACCAGCCGUGCCAGUUUUAAAUGUCCUGCCUGCGGGAAAACAUUCACAGAUCUAGAAGCGGACCAGUUAUAUGACAUGAUGACUCAAGAGUUUCGAUGUACAUUUUGUAACCAAGUUGUAGAGGAAGACCAGUCUGCGCUGCCAAAAAAGGACUGUCGGUUACUAUUAGCUAAAUUUAACGAACAAUUGGAAACUUUAUACGUGUUGUUACGUGAAGUGGAAGGAAUCAAAUUGGCCCCAGAAAUACUGGAGCCUGAACCAGUGGAUAUUAACACAAUCAGAGGAUUAACUAUGAAACAGCCACUGGCCCGGCCACCCGGCGAACAAUGGUCGGGUGAAGCGACUCGUAACCAAGGGCUCGCCGUGGAAGAGACGCGUGUCGACGUCACUAUCGGCGAGACAGACAACUCCAAUGAUGCCUUUGCGCACAGGAAGGAACGCCCCGUUUGGAUGGUGGAGAGCACAAUCGUCACCAAUGACCAAGGCGACAGUGCACAUUCCACAGAUGCCGCCCUCGAAAAAGCAGCAAGUAAUGCAAGUAAUACCAAAACGUCAGGAAAAGAAAAGAACGACGAUAUUAUGUCUGUUCUGCUUGCUCAUGAAAAACAAAAUACAGGUGGUACAGCUGCAAGUGCGUUGAAAGGAAUAGAACCCGAAAGUUCAGACUCCAGUGACGAUGAGUCAAAAGAUCCAUUCAAACUCAAAGACGAGUUGGCUGCAGUUGCUGAAAUGGAAAGCGACGAUUCUGAUUCUGAGGACAACGCGCCAACAGUAUUAGUGAACGGUAAAGCGGUACCCCUUACAAAAAUAGACGACACCACCAUCGCACAAAUGACGCCUUCAGAAAAAGAAACUUACAUACAGGUCUAUCAAGACUAUUACAGCCAUAUGUAUGAUUAAAAUUGUCAUUUACAACCCUUUCAUUAUGAAUAUAAUGUUAUUGCAUAUCCAAUACAAUUCUUUCAAUAAAUAACUAAAUUUUAUUUAGGACAUUUAUAGAGUUUAUAAAAAUAGGUAAGUGUUUUGGAACAGAUUUUGUAGUUGAGGUGGUAGUUAUUGAAAAGUAAAAAAAGAACAGUGUAAUAGGUUAAUAAUAAACGUUGGUUUAUUACAUACAUAUAAAUCAAAAGAA
Molecule: messenger RNA, 1707 nt
Organism: Achroia grisella
Lineage: Eukaryota; Metazoa; Arthropoda; Insecta; Lepidoptera; Pyralidae
Gene: TfIIEalpha
Product: general transcription factor IIE subunit 1
Exons: 9
Coding region: 213-1475 (420 amino acids)
Biological process (GO): transcription open complex formation at RNA polymerase II promoter; transcription initiation at RNA polymerase II promoter
Cellular component (GO): transcription factor TFIIE complex
Source: RefSeq, a predicted model, not a curated record